This is a messenger RNA of Fragaria vesca subsp. vesca, 1246 nucleotides long. RefSeq lists its product as uncharacterized. Bases 1 to 1176 code for a protein of 391 amino acids. The transcript has 6 exons. The record is from RefSeq and is a predicted model, not a curated record. Gene Ontology annotation, biological process: recombinational repair. NCBI's taxonomy places the organism in Eukaryota, Viridiplantae, Streptophyta, Magnoliopsida, Rosales, Rosaceae.
AUGGAACCCUGGGAAGAACAACUCGACAUAAACGACGACGUUUCAGAGCUCCCAUCCUUCUCUCUCCGCCCUUGCAACCACCGCGCUUCGUCUCCUUCCCCAAAUCCCCAAUCCAAACCCUCCUCUUCAUCUCCGCCCCUUAUUCCAGGACCCGCUAGCGCCGUUCAGGCCGCGAUGCACCGCCGCUCCCAUACCCACUCCGACGAGCCGGUUCCGACGCAGGAGUUAAGGAGAGUCGUCGAGAACGGAGAUGAGGAAGACGACGAUUUCGCCGCCGAUUCUUGGCUCCGCGCUCUCGAAUUCGGAGGCGGCGGCUCUCGGACCCCUUUGGGCUCCAUCAAGAAGGGGCUUGACACUCUCAGAGUAGCUAAGGUUGUUGCUAUGAUCAAAUCUUGCACCCCAAAUGGUCUUGGUGAUCUCAUGUUGACUUUGAAGGAUCCUACAGGUACAAUUGGUGCUACCAUCCACCGCAAAGCCCUUUCCGAGGGAGAGUUUGGGAAGAGCAUUUCUGUUGGUGCAGUUUUGGUUCUGCAGAAGGUGGUCGUGUUUUCUCCCUCGCGCUCUGCUUGUUAUCUUAAUGUGACUUUGAACAACAUUGUCAAGGUAAUUUCCAAGGACAGUGGACUUCUUGCCACAAAAGAAUUUCCAAUUUCACCAGUCAAUACUCCUGCUCCCAUCAGUGAAAGUAGUAAAACGUUACGGAUGGCACAAGAAACAUCCCUCACGGCACAAAGUACACAGCGAAUCAUGAAAUAUCUGAGACAAAAUACCAAUGUGACUGGGAGUGAAAAUACUGAGAAGCAUAUGGAAGUUGGCCACACGGCACCUGGAAGGAUUUUAUCUGGUCAUGCCCACUCUGCAAGCCAAUAUGCUGCUGUAGAGAUGGAACCUUCAUUGGUGGAAAAGGCUAUGCCUAAUAGAAUCAAUAAAAUGUCAGUUAGAGAAGACGUUAUUGAUACCGAAUAUCUAACAGGGGUAGCUGAGGAGAUCAGAAUGGCUGAAGAGGACAAUUCAUCAAGCAUCAGCCAAUGCAUUAGUGGUUCAGCAAACUCAACUGAGAUUCCUGAUAAUCAUGGGAGAAUAACAGGAGCAAAACGGCCAAGGCAGCCACUGAGCUUAACAACUGCACUCCCAGACUAUACAGAAGAACAACUAAAUCAGUUUGAUUUUGACUGAUGCUUUACCUUGAUACCGUGUUGCUUAGAAUCAUAUUAGUAGGAUGUUAUGACCUAAAUUCGACUCCAAG